Molecule: messenger RNA, 456 nt
Organism: Coniophora puteana RWD-64-598 SS2
Lineage: Eukaryota; Fungi; Basidiomycota; Agaricomycetes; Boletales; Coniophoraceae
Exons: 1
Coding region: 1-456 (151 amino acids)
Source: RefSeq, a predicted model, not a curated record
AUGCCGCUCAGUCUCCUGCUCCAGCCUCAGUUCAACAACCCAGACACUGCAGAGGAUCUGCAGUAUCACUCUCGGCGAACUGCAGAGGUCCUUCAGCUGAUCAAAGCUAAUGGUGGCAAACCUCCAUUUUAUGAUGACUAUAUUAUGGACCAAGAAUAUUUAUCUGCUAUAAACAACGGUACAAUCGACGAAGAUAGCAUUCUACUCAUGUCCUCUUUUGACGGCAUCCAGCUCUUUAGAUAUCAGCAGUCCAAAGUCUAUAUUCUUGUCUGGGUGAUUCUCAACUACUCCCCGGACAAACACUACAAAAAGAAGCACGUACUUCCUGGCUGCAUUAUCCCUGGCCCUAAUCCACCAAAAGACAUCGACUCUUUCCUUUUCCCAAGCUAUCAUCAUCUCGCAGUGCUGCAGCACAAAGGUCUCAAGGUAUACAAUGGCUAUAUGCGCGAGAUUUGA